CCAUCUCAAAGAAAGACAGAAUCCAAUUAGAUUUCAUGACAUUGGUGGUAGAAGGGAGUUUUGGAAAUGGCUGCCGUGAAUUGUGAUCGGAGUGCAAUGGAUCAGCAAUUUGAAAAACAAAAUGGUAUGAUGGAUCGUUUGAAAAAAUUAUAUCCUGCAGUAAAAGAGGAAAAAACACCACUACCAAGAUCCUGGAGCACGAAGGAAAAAUAUACGUACAUAGGAUUGUCUCAGAACAAUUUGCGUGUACAUUACAAAGGACAUGGUAAGACCCACAGGGAUGCUGCUAGUGUUCAAGCCACUCAUCCUAUACCGGCCUCUUGUGGUCUUUAUUAUUUCGAAGUGAAAAUUGUCAGUAAAGGCAGAGAUGGAUACAUGGGGAUAGGACUGUCAGCUCAAGGAGUUAACAUGAAUAGAUUACCAGGUAUGAUAGGUUGGGACAAGCAGUCUUACGGUUAUCAUGGAGACGACGGUCAUUCAUUCUGCUCGUCGGGAACUGGCCAACCUUAUGGUCCUACUUUUACCACUGGGGACGUUAUAGGUUGCGGUGUCAAUUUGGUGGACAAUACUUGCUUUUAUACGAAAAACGGUCAUCACCUAGGUAUCGCCUUUAGGGAUCUACCUCCUAAUCUUUAUCCAACUGUGGGCUUACAAACUCCUGGAGAGGUGGUCGACGCGAACUUUGGACAAGAACCAUUUCUAUUCGACAUCGAAGAUAUGAUGAACGAGCUGAGGGCAAAGACAAAAAUGGAAAUAUACAAUUUCCCAGUGCCAGAAAGUCAGGGGGAAUGGCAGGCCAUUUUGAGCAAAAUGGUAUCUUCCUACUUAAUUCAUCACGGAUAUUGUAAUACUGCUGAAGCAUUUGCUCAAAUUACAAAUACACCAUUUUCAGAAGAUCUUAGUUCAAUAAAGAAUAGAAAGAACAUUCUGAAAUUGGUGUUGGCCGGAAAGAUGGGAGAAGCUAUAGAACGAACAUUCAAGUUAUAUCCCGGUUUGCUUGAAAACAAUCAGAAUCUACUGUUCAUGUUGAAAUGUCGCCAGUUCGUAGAAAUGAUCAAUGGAUCUGAUUUGGACAUAAGUUUAAAAAAAAAUUGUUCUGAGAGCAACAAUGGUUCUUCUCCGAGGCCCACCAGUCCUAUCUUGACUUCUGUUAUACAGUCAACAAAAAAUUUCAACAAGAAACACCAAGAAGUCGAAGAAAUGAACCAGACUAAUGCUUUACACAAAGGAAACUUUCCCGAUUCCUCUGUAAUAGCCAUAAAUAACAGUGAUGUUGAGAUGGAUGAGACGGAAGAAUCCCAGAAUGGACAUGGUGACUGUGUUACAAAAUCGAACAUCAGCACAAAUGGAUAUCAGAAUGGGAAUAGCCAUAUUGAUUCUCAGAACGUUAGUCAUACCUGUGAUAACGAUGACGAAGAUAUGGAUGUUGAUGAGCCUUGUAGCAAGAAAGCCUGUACACAGCCAGAGGUAGAAAGAAUAUUAGAAUUUGGCAGAGAAUUAUAUAGUCUUAGCCAAAGGUUAACAGGAGAUAAAGUAGUGAAUGAAACCAAUCAAAAAAUGUUGGAGGAUGCAUUUAGUUUAUUAGCCUAUUCCAACCCUUGGACAAGUCCGGUGGGGUGGCAACUAAGGGCUUCGGAAAGAGAAAAUAUAUGUGCUUCCCUCAAUUCUGCUAUUUUAGAAUCAAAUAAUAAACCUCGACGGCCACCACUAGAGGUCGCGGUGGCGCACGCGCAGGAACUUGUGCGUUUAAUGUCGAACAACGGUCUGGGCGCAUGUGCCUUCACAUCACUAUCAGACAUUCUCGAACAGUGACCGCAGUAUGGUCCUUCAGCGACGUUGCCACACAUUUCGACGAAUCCACUAGCGAGUUGUCGCUGCUGCUGACUGCCAAAAAUAGAUGGAUUGUGAGGUGAACGGACACUUGCCGCUAGCUAGGGCUCUUCAGGGACUGUUGUUUGAGAUGAUCAGUGUGGAAUAUUCAACAAAUGAAAGGGGACGAUGACUUACUGAUCGCCAUUAUGCCUUUACUUUGUUUUUGAUAUAAUGUUAAGGUUUGUUGAGUAUAAUGAAUAUUUUUUGUUUCUAUCUUGAAUUUAUGUGGAAUGAAAAUCCCUGCUCUAAAUGAAAAUAAGCUCUUUCACAAUUGAAGUAUCUACAACUUCUGUGUUGACUCGAUAAAAAUGAAGGCAUGAGUUGAAACUGUACGAGAUGAAUCUGAAUUUUGUAGAAUAUUUUUCAAAAGUUUCUUUCAAAUAUGCAUUUCCUCCCUUGAACUUAAUUAUGCGAUUGGUUAUAAUUUAACGGUAAGGCAUUAUGUGCCAAUUUAUUGUUGAUAAAAUGAUGAAAUUGGUGAAUCAUGUAGAUCUCCGUGCGUCUUACUAAAUAGUAUGAUUUUCCUUCGUGGUUCAAGUCACAGAAUCAGAAAUGACUGUGCUCUUUCCUACCAAGUUAUUGCUGCCAUUUACCUUUCUGUUUUCAACUUCGCAUUCAGUAAUUCCCUUCUAAUUGUUUCAUUUGAUAAUUUAAUGUGAUGUUUAAUUUUCUCAGAGCAGUCGAAUAAUGUCCAUCUAUCAAAAUUUAGCAGAGGAUUUCCUUUGAAAUAAUUAACAAUCUAUUGAUUGUAAUUUUUUUAACCUUGUGUAAUACGUUGUAGAGAAAUAAAUAUUUUACAAAAGAAAUCUUCAUUAAGUUUCUGCACCAGUAAUUAUCAGUACACAUUGUAAAAUACAAAUUAUUGAAGAAAAAAAAUAACAAUAAAGAAAUUAUGAUUUUCAGAAGAUGGGCAAGUACUACGAAUUUUAUAUUUAAUUUUUUUAAUUCAUAAGCUUAUGAAUAUUCGAUAACACUCCUUUAAAAAAUAGAACUGCUCAAUUUUACUCUUGAGUGGUUAAGAUUUUCGAAUUAUUAGUUUGAAACGAAAUUUUCAUGUUUUUUUUAUUGCUGAUUUAAUAAUUUUUUCAUGGAAUUAUGAAAAGAGGUUAAAAAUUACCAAAAUUUUAUUUGAACUCAGUUUAAAGAUUUCUUGCUUUUACACCUAAGAAUAGAUCAUUGAAUUCUUUGUUGCAUGCAUUUCAAUAAUUCCGUUAAAAUCUUUUUUCUGUCCAAGAACCCAAACACUUAUUUUAUUACAUAAAAUUCAGGAUGGUGUUUUUGCACUGAAUAUUGUCGAUCAAUAUGCUGCAUUAACAGAAGCAUGCAAGCGGUAAGUCAACUCAUCUUUUGAUUUGAAUCUCACAAUAAUCUAUAAGAUGGUGUGUAAAUAUAUGAGAUUCACCUUCCCUGUGAAUCACUUAGUCCUAAUUUUGUGUUCAGAAUAAUGAAUUUCUUAAAAAUUUUUAAAGAUUGUAUGACAUGUAAGGUUUACUAAAAUCUAUUUUUUACAUUACUCAUCUACACAAAAAGAAUUAUGAAUGAAUUUUAUUGGAUUGAAAAUCAUGUCACUCGAUGAAUAGUCAGGUGAAAUGUUUAAAUUUAAACUAGAUUUUAUUUUGGAAUUGCUUAUUGUAAAUAUGUUAUCAUUAUGUUAUUUCGAUAAUAAAACUGUAAGUUGA
Molecule: messenger RNA, 3551 nt
Organism: Coccinella septempunctata (seven-spotted ladybird)
Lineage: Eukaryota; Metazoa; Arthropoda; Insecta; Coleoptera; Coccinellidae
Gene: RanBPM
Product: ran-binding protein 9
Exons: 10
Coding region: 67-1812 (581 amino acids)
Biological process (GO): cell surface receptor signaling pathway; cytoskeleton organization
Cellular component (GO): cytoplasm
Molecular function (GO): protein binding
Source: RefSeq, a predicted model, not a curated record